Molecule: messenger RNA, 2287 nt
Organism: Amborella trichopoda
Lineage: Eukaryota; Viridiplantae; Streptophyta; Magnoliopsida; Amborellales; Amborellaceae
Source: RefSeq, a predicted model, not a curated record
AGAGAGAGAGAGAGAGAGAGAGGGAGAGAGAGGCAUGUUCCUGCAAAUUGGGUUUACUUGGGUUUCUGGAGAUAGGCUUGUUUGUGGGAGUUGGGUUUAGAGAGAGAGAGGCUUGUUUGUGCGAGUUGGGUUGAGAGAGAGAGAGGCUUGUUUGUUGGAGUUGGGUUUCUUGAUAGAGCCUGGUUUCUGCGAGUUGGGUUUCGUCUAGCGAGAGCGAGAGAGAGAGAGAGACAUGUUUCUACGUGUUGGUUUUUGAGAGAGGUAGAGGGUUUUGGAGGGUCUAUUUCGAGAAGAUGGGAUCGGGAGUCUUUGGUUUUUUCUCCCUUUGGCACAUGGGUUCUGGCUCAAACUGCAUAGGGACUCGAGGAAGUGAGUUUUUCUCUCUCUAGAUGAGAAAAUGGAGGAAAAUGCGGCUGCUUUUCACACUGCUCAGAAUUCAAUCCAGGCCUUGGGGAGGGGUUUUGAUGUGUGCUCUGAUACAAGGUUGCUUUAUUGCAAGGGUUCUUCUGGUUCGAGAAUAGUUGAAAUUGAUGAAGAACACUCAAAGAACUUGGAGGUCUGUGAAGGCCUAAUUGUGCCUAAUGUUUCUAGAGAAAUCAAAUCUUCAGAAGAAAAGAGCGAGCGUGAGAUCACUGGAGUUUGCCGUUUCUAUGAGAUGGCAGAGCGUUUUAAUAAAAAGGCCCAGCUACCAGGAUGUGUUCCUCUUGGAAGCUUUAACUCUGUAUUCAGUUUAACAGGGUCAAGGAAAACUGAUGCUGCAGCCACGAAGAGCCUUGCCAUGGAUGGGUAUAUUGUUCCUCUCUUCAAGGUUAGGUUGACGAAAUUCCCCUUGAUAUUGCAGGAAGAUGUUAAACGUGCUGUCCCAUCCUCAUGGGAUCCUUCAGCCUUAGCAUGCUUUAUUGAGAAUUUCGGGACACAUGUUGUUACAUCUGUCACGAUUGGGGGUAAAGACGUCAUUUAUGUGAAACAACACAUCUCAUCUCAUUUGUCAACAACAGAGAUUAAAAAUUAUGUUCAGGAUGUUGGAGAUCAGAGGUUCUCUGUUGCAAGAAUCCGGAGGACUCCAGGUCCUAUGAAAUUUAACGACAAGGCAGUGGAUUCAUUUCCUUUCAACAGCCAAGGGAUUCAUCCUCAACCCUCAACUACUCCUUAUUUAAUCGGGAAAGAAUUCUUGUACAUCCCCAUGAACUUUGUGUUAUGUAAUCCGACUUGCUUGUUGUUUUUCAUUCCUCAGGUCACUAUCGGGCGUAAGCCUAUGACUGGCCUCCGUCUCUGCCUCGAGGGACCAAAGAGAAACCGCCUUUGCAUCCAUGCACGACACCUUUCCACAGUCCCUAGGGUACUUCGGCCUCACUGGGACCCACACAUACCCAUCGGGCCUCCCACUUGGGUGGGCCCUGAAGAACAAGAUAGUCGUUGGUUCAUCCCUGUAAGGUGGUCCCGCUUCUGCCAUGUCAGUGCAGCCCCAGUCGAGCCUAAAGAGUCCCACAUUGGGGCGCUAUCUGGGGCCCUUGUGGUCACUGGUGCCCACCUUGGGGUAUGGAAUUUCGGACCACGAAGCGUGCUCUACCUAAGACUAUUGUACUCCAGGGUCCCUGGUUGUACGAUCCGGAGGUCAGUUUGGGACCAUGCUUCAGCUGAGAAACCGGAGAAUUCUGAAAAGUCUGAGAAUUCUGAUGGGGUUCAUGGGAAACUGGCAAAAUUGGUGGAUUUGGAGGAGAUGGUUAAAGGGGCUGAGGACUCACCGGGACAUUGGGUUCUUACUGGGGCUAAGCUUGGGGUCGAGAAGGGGCGGAUAUGUUUAAGGGGUAAGUAUUCUCUCUUGAACUACUGAUUUUUUUUUUCGCUUUUCUUCUUUAUCUUUUUUGGGUAGGUGAGCUUGGAACCGAACCUUCAACAUUGGUGUAGCAGACCUAGUCGGCAUUUUGUCCUAGCCAUUUAUAACCAAGAGGCUGGGCCCUCGAAGUAAGCUAGCAUUCAAGCUUUUGAGGUUGGGGUUGUGUAUCUUAUGUCUUAGAUGCCAUGUCCCCUCAGUGAAGCAGGGAGGCUGAGCCCUGAACAGUCCUAAUCUUGGUAGUAAUGGUUUAGAUCUGUUGGGAUCACAACCGAGCUUGUGAUUAAAAAAAUAAAAAAAGACAGAAAGAAAGAAAGAUCUCGGGUUGUCCGAUUCGGGUCUGAAAAUGUAAAUGCUAUAAGAAAUCUUCUCAGAUUGAUGUAUAAAACUUAUGAUGUAUAAAGACUACUACCAUACAAUUUAGACGCCAUAAUCUUUCUUAUGUUUCUGCCA